AUGCCAUCAACAAAAGCCCUCGUCAGCGGGCUAUCCCUCCUCCUCCAAAUCCCAACAACCCAAGCCACAGCAACAGACAUCAACCACAUAAACCCACUAAUCGGCUCAACAGCCGGCGGAAACGUCUUCACCGGCGCAAGUCUACCCUACGGCCUCGCCAAACCCGUCGCCGACGUCGACGGCCAGAAUACAGGCGGUUUCUCGACGGACGGGAGUAACGUUACUGGAUUUUCGUCGCUUCAUGAUUCCGGCACCGGGGGGGAAUCCUUCCCUUGCGAGGAUGGGGGGAUUGCUGAGUGUGGGUUUACCAAAGAGCGCAGGAAGAGAGGGUAUAAGCUUGAUUCUGUGAAGGCUGAGCCGGGGUUUUUUGGAAUUGAGUUGGUUGAUGGGUUUAAGGUUGAUAUGACGGCUGCUAGGAGGACGGCUGUUUAUAGGUUUUCGUUUCCUUCGUCCGGUGCAGAGGGAGAUGGAGCGGUGUCGACUGAUCCAGUUAUCUCGAUUGAUCUGACUGAUCUCUGGGAGUCGAGGCAAAAUGCCAGUAUCUCUGUUGAUGUGAAGAAUGGUCGUGUCAAGGGUAAUGGGACAUUUCUGCCUAGUUUCGGCGCCGGGUCAUAUCAGACCUAUUUCUGCGCUGAUUUCGUGGGCGCCCGGGUUAAGGAUGGUGGUAUUUGGGUGAAUGAUCGCGCGGGCAGUGAACCGAAGGAGUUAUUCGUUACGAGGGGAUUCAAUAACUUCUACCUCCAGGCUGGUGGGUGGAUGAGUUUUGAGCAACCGGAUGAGGGGGAUACGAUUACUGCUCGAGUUGGUGUGAGUUUCAUCAGCACCGAGCAAGCCUGUUCGAACGGCGAAUCAGAAGUUCCCAAUAUCGAGGGCGAUUUUGAUAAAUUGCGCGACGAGGCGAAGAAAGCCUGGGGCGAGAGAUUGAGUCCUAUCAAAGUGACGCCCGGGAAUGGUGUUAGCGAUGAUAUGCUGAGUGCCUUUUGGAGCGGAAUUUAUCGAACUAUGCUCUCGCCGCAGGAUAUGACUGGGGAAAAUCCGCUAUGGGAGAGCGAUGAGCCCUAUUUCGACUCGUUUUAUUGUAUUUGGGACGCAUUUCGAGCUCAACACCCUUUUCUCACAAUCGUUGAUCCGCAGGCUCAGUCGCGGAUGGUUCGCAGUUUGAUCGACACGUAUAAACAUGAGGGCUGGUUGCCGGAUUGUCGAAUGUCGUUGUGUAAGGGCUGGACGCAGGGUGGGUCUAAUGCCGAUGUUGUUCUUGCGGAUGCUUAUGUGAAGAACAUCACCGGGAUUGACUGGGAGCUCGCGUACAAGGCUAUGGUCAAUGAUGCGGAGAAUGAACCCCUUGAGUGGUCUUAUGAAGGACGGGGUGGUCUUCAGAGCUGGAAGAGCUUGAAUUAUAUCCCGUUUCUGGAUUUCGAUUAUCUCGGUUUCGGGACUAACUCGCGCAGUAUUUCGAGGACGGUCGAGUAUGCUUAUAAUGACUAUUGCUUGUCCGUUGUGGGACAGGGCAUCGGGAAAGAUGAUCAUACGAAAUAUCUCUCCCGUGCUGGGAAUUGGAGAAAUAUUUACAAGGAGGAUCAGACUUCCUUUCUUGAAAAUGGGACCGAUACAGGAUUCACGGGAUUCUUUCAACCGAAGUACAUGAAUGGUACUUGGGGAUUCCAGGACCCUAUUGCGUGCAGUGCCUUGGCAUCGUGGUGCUCGCUAACAUCGAAUCCGUCUGAAACCUUUGAGUCCAGUAUUUGGGAGUAUCUGUUCUAUGUACCACACGACAUGGCAAACCUGAUCGAACUCGUCGGCGGCCCAGACACCUUUGUCAAACGCCUGGACUAUUUCCACAAUUCCGGGCUCGCAGAUAUUGGAAACGAACCCGUCUUCCUAACUGUCUACGAAUACCACUACGCCGGCCGCCCAGCCCUCUCCACCAAGCGGGCACACAACUACAUCCCACGCACAUUUAACGCGAGCAACAACGGCCUCCCCGGUAACGACGACUCCGGAGCAAUGGGCUCAUUUCUGGCAUGGAGUCUGAUGGGUUUAUUCCCUAAUCCAGGCCAAAGUGUCUACCUCAUCAGCCCGCCAUUCUUCGAGGCCGUUGAGAUCACACACCCGGAAACGAAUAAGACAGCUACCAUCCGCAAUAUCAAUUUCGAUUCGAGUUAUGAGAAGAUCUUUGUUCAAAGUGCUACACUUAAUGGAAAGCCCUAUACUAAGAACUGGAUUGAUCAUGCUUUUUUCACGGAGGGUAUGACGCUUGAGUUGACUCUAGGCGAGGCGGAGAGUGAUUGGGGGACGCGGAAGGAGGACUUGCCUCCCAGCUUGAGCGAUACUGUUGUUCAAAAUGGGAUGCGUCGUGCAUGA
Messenger RNA from Penicillium cosmopolitanum, 2361 nucleotides. Its product is annotated as GH92 family glycosyl hydrolase. Gene Ontology annotation, molecular function: carbohydrate binding; peptide-N4-(N-acetyl-beta-glucosaminyl)asparagine amidase activity. The coding region runs from base 1 to 2361 and encodes 786 amino acids. Gene Ontology annotation, cellular component: cytosol; nucleus. The transcript is spliced from 3 exons. The record is from RefSeq and is a predicted model, not a curated record. Gene Ontology annotation, biological process: glycoprotein catabolic process; carbohydrate metabolic process; protein quality control for misfolded or incompletely synthesized proteins. NCBI's taxonomy places the organism in Eukaryota, Fungi, Ascomycota, Eurotiomycetes, Eurotiales, Aspergillaceae.